AUGCGGAGUUACCGACCGGAAACAUUAAAGUCGUCGCCCGACUGUCAUUUUUGAUCUAUAGAUUUUUUACAAAUAAUUUGCUAAUCGCUAUUGUACCUACGUGUAUUCUUUAUUAACUUUAAUGUUACGUGUUCUUCUUUAGUAGAGGAGAUCGUUGAUUUUCUUCUUAUCCUACGUUAUAUAUUUUAAGGGUUCAGAAUGUCCGGAGAGCCAGAGGUAGCACGCACCCCUGAGGAAGAGGAGACUGAAGAGGAAGAAAUCAAGUCCUCAUACAAACCUCCCCCAGAGAAGACGAUUGAGGAGAUCCUAGCCGCCGACCAGGAGGAUGAAUCCCUUAGGAAGUACAAGGAAGCGUUACUCGGACAGGCUCAGGCGGGGACUGUUAUAGUUGAGCCGGACGACCCUCGUAAGGUUAUAGUGAAAAAGUUGGCGCUGUGCGUGACCGACCGCGACGACCUCGAGCUAGACCUCACCGGCGACCUGACCGAUCUGAAGAAGCAGGUGUUCAUAAUAAAAGAGGGCGUGCAAUAUCGGAUAAGGAUUGAUUUUAUUGUGCAACGUGAAAUCGUGCACGGAUUGAAAUACGUGCAGAAGACCUAUCGCAUCGGAGUGCCAGUGGACAAAAUGACCCACAUGGUCGGUUCCUACCCACCCAAAACGGAGAUCCAGUCGUACACAACACCCCCAGAAGACGCUCCAUCAGGUAUGAUGGCGAGAGGGUCCUAUACAGUGAACAGCUUGUUCACCGAUGAUGAUAAGAACAUCCAUCUUCAAUGGGAAUGGAGCUUCGAGAUCAAAAAGGAUUGGAAAGAUUAGAAUUGGCUUCGUUUGGAUUGGAUGCGCAGGUCAGCACCUUUUUAAAGUAUUUGUCGAGCGGAUAUUGAUGCAAAUUGUUACUUUUCUUGACUAUGUAACCAAUAUUUCUGUAAUAUAAUUUUGUAAUUUGUUUCAAUGGAAUUGAUGUAAGGAACUGUAUUAAUUACUUAAUAACAAUUGUAGUACUAUCAAAUAAUUCAGUCAACAUUAAAAUUGAUUGUUUUAGUAUCAAUUAAAAUGAAAGGUAAAAAAUAAAGUUUUGAAAAGUGUUGUGUUAAGAAAGACUUGAAAGUUUUCCACCAAAGUGAUUUGUACUAAUUCUAUUGAAACAAAAUAUUUACUUUAAAUUAAUUAUUUUCAUAAAUAUCUCUAUAUGAUAAAAAUUCUCUGUUCCGUUUCAAAAAACGCCAUUUUAUUAUGUGUGCCAUAGUCUACGAUUGUCUAUGACCGCGUUGCUCAAUAUCCUUCGAUUGAUACAAAAAAAUUACGCACAGUGCUGACGUGCCUCCAAUCCAAAUAAGUGUCGAUAAUGUUAUCGAUGGCUGACUGAGGUUAGCAAAACUAGUGAAUAAGCUAAUCUCUCAUUUAUAUGAAAAAAUUUUACAUAAUACGCAUUUUACACUCGUAUAGAAAAUGUAACGUUAUCCUUUCAAAACUUCUCUAUAAUCUUUGAUACUACUUAAAAAAAUAAUUGUACUGAAAUUUUAUUUUUUAAUCUGUCAAAUCCAUCACUAUUUUUAUACUGUCGAUGUAAUCUGUACAUUAUAACGUAAAAAAAACAUGUUUUCGAUAUUGAUAAUAAUCAUUCAUACCAUAGAGUAAGACGGUUUAGUGUAGACUUUAUUUCGAGAUUAAUAAAAUCCUAGCGUUUAUAAUAAUAUCAGUAUAAAUAAUCUUAAUAAAUAUUCUAUAGAUCACCGUAGUGCCGAUCGCGUAUCUCGAUAAAUUUUCCAGAUUUCUAUAUUUUAUAACUACUCGUAUUAGCUACGAACCGUUCAACGUAAGUUCUAAAACGAAGGGUUCCUUAAGUAAAACUGACCGUUUUUGAAUUAAGAAACUAGUUUUUAGUCAGUCUCAGUCGACACUUCAUGCGUUUACAUCAGCAUUCCUGUACCGAGCAUUUUAUAAGCCACGUUUGUAUCGAAUUUUCUUUCAAUUUAAAAUAAUCUUUGACUAUAUUGUCGAACUAUUCAAUAUUUAGUACUUUGCUGUCCCUCUCAGGCUCAGCGUUAAAGCUAGAGAUAGCAAUCCAUAAAGGUUAACAAUCCAAUGAUAGAGAUAGGUCUGUUUAAAGAACAUCUAAAUUUAUUCCUUGCCUGUAAAUAUAACUCAAAAAGUAAGAAAACGUAAUCCGAUGUCUCACCGUCUCGUCUACUGGACAUUGACGAAGACAUCGUGCUAAUUCAUUACUAUCGGAACUUAUCGAUUAAAAUGUAUGAAUGUAGAAUAAUUUUUAAUGUAAUCCUAAAGUUAGCAUUAAUAACAGUAAAACGGUAUAUUAUGAAUAUACUUGAAUACUUCGAUCAGUUCAAGAGAUGUAAAACGUAUUAGAGGUAAUAGCGACUCUAGCAUUUAGGGGUAAUAGCAGCUCUAUAUUGAGUAUCGUUUGAUAAUUUCGUUCCGUAAGGGAAUAUCGAUACGUUGUAAGUUAUCUCUUUCGUAUUUCGUAUAAAUCGUUAAGAGAGAGAUAUGUAUAUUAGCGUCACAUAAUAUAUAUAGUCAUUGAUGUUUUAGAGCACAGAGCACUAAAAAUGAAAUCUAUUUUUAAUACCUAGCAUCUAGAUACAGUGCCAGUGACGACGACGUGGCAAUAAUUAUCGGAAAGUAUUAAAAAAAAUUGUUUUUUUUCUUUGAAUGUAUGAUUUCACAACUAGUGUAAUUUAGAGGGUAAGCGAUAAAGUACAUAUAUAAAGGUAAUCGGUGUUAUAACGUGAGGCGAUGUCGCUUGUUGCUGAUUUGGAGGGUAGAAUGAGGUGCUUCAGUGUCAUCACUGGUGCUUCGUACGGACUGGACACACGGACUUUAGAUGAAAUUAUUCUUAAACAAUCAUUUUACAGUUUUUAUACGUAAGUUAUCAAAUAGGUAACUUAUCAGGGAGAUAUGUAUUUUUGCCAUAUCGACUAAAUUAGUUGCAAAUUUGUAAGAUUUCCUGAAAAGAAAUCUGAUUAAAAAAACUAGACAUUAUCGUUCUGUGUUCGGUAUUAUACUUUAAAUGAGAAUCAAUUAAAUAAACUUAUAUAUCCUUACUAUAAUCCUACAAAAAUCGUCCCGUGUGUUCAGUCAACAAUAUUAAUUAAGGCUUCCCUUUUGUAAAAUUAGAAUUAGUACCCCAUUUCUUAAUAAUUUACAAAUCUGAUAAUUCUGACGUCAUUACUAUGUAAAGUUCUGAUCAAUAACGUUUCCUUGUCGGAGAGUAAAAUAAAAUUAUAAAUUAUAAUAAUUAUAAAGUAUACUGUGAAUUUAAGAAUCCCAGAAUCGUUGUAGCGUUUGUUAAAUUAACAAACGUAGCAAGAGAAUGAAGAAUAAAAAAAGAUUUUAACAUUUUGAUGUUAAUAUCACUAUUAUUAAUGAAUUGUAUUAAAUUAAAGGAAACCAGUUUAUACUAAGAUCGUCGCUUUGGAUUUGCGUUUCGCAAUUGACUCAAAAUGUUUGACGUGACAAAGCAAUGCGACAAUCUUAGCUUAAAUCGACGCUUUAUUAAAUUAAUAAAUAAAAAAUAAGCUUCAAGAAUAGACGUCGAAAUUUUUUUGAGUUUUUCAUAUUAUUUAAUAUUCGUUUCAUAAUUCUUUAAAUAUUGAAUUGUAUAUUGUAUGUAUUUAGGUUGAUAUUCGUUCGGAGCUUGUCCUUUAUUAUGUUUUAUGGUACGUUUAUAUUCCGUGCUAUAUAUAUUUUUUAUUUUAUAUUAUUUUGUUACUUCAGUAAAUGAUUUUUAUUACAAUAGAUGUAAAGUUGUAUGCAAUGUAAUAGUUUGGCCAAAAAUAAAGCUUAUUUAUUCAA
This is a messenger RNA of Melitaea cinxia (Glanville fritillary), 3813 nucleotides long. RefSeq names its product rho GDP-dissociation inhibitor 1 (gene RhoGDI). Gene Ontology annotation, biological process: Rho protein signal transduction. Lineage: Eukaryota; Metazoa; Arthropoda; Insecta; Lepidoptera; Nymphalidae. Gene Ontology annotation, molecular function: protein binding; Rho GDP-dissociation inhibitor activity. The transcript has 5 exons. The coding region runs from base 199 to 816 and encodes 205 amino acids. The record is from RefSeq and is a predicted model, not a curated record. Gene Ontology annotation, cellular component: membrane; cytosol; cytoplasm.